Molecule: messenger RNA, 2085 nt
Organism: Adineta steineri
Lineage: Eukaryota; Metazoa; Rotifera; Eurotatoria; Adinetida; Adinetidae
Source: the annotation of a GenBank genome assembly
AUGAUUCCUCAACAGCCGCAACAUCAGCAACAACAACAACAACAACAGCAGCAACAUUCUCGUUCAUCAACUAGUGAUGAUGAUUCUGGUUGUGCACUCGAAGAAUAUGCCUGGUGUCCAGCUGGUCUCAAAGCUGAACAAGUUCGGCAAUUUUUUAAAUGUUUUCCAGAAGACAAAGUCCCAUUUCUAAAUUCGAUUGGUGAAAAAUAUCGAAUGAAAAUGCUUGAAAAACAAUUGCCUCCACAUGAUUCUGAUCCUAAAUAUUGUCGUUCAUUGAGUGAAGAUGAAAAAAAUGAAUUACGAAUAUUUAAUGAUCAACAACGUCAUAAUGCACUUGCUCGUGGUGUUGCUAAACAAUUGCCACUCACACAAUCUCCUAUACCAUGUCGUGGUUGUCAAAAGUCUAUUGAUUCAGGUUCAAUAUGUAUUUAUGCGGAACGUGCUAAUCGAACUGGUUUUUGGCAUCCACAAUGUUUUACUUGUACACAAUGCAAAGAAUUUCUUGUUAAUUUAAUUUAUUUUUGUAAAGAUGGUCUACUUUAUUGUGGUCGACAUCAUGCUGAAUUAUAUAAACCAAGAUGUACAGCAUGUGAUGAAAUUAUCUUCAGUGAUGAAUGUACAGAAGCUGAAGGUUAUAGUUGGCAUAUGGAUCAUUUUGGUUGUUCAAAUUGUAAAAAACGUUUAGGUGGUGAACGUUAUGUUAUGCGUCAAAGUCAACCAUUUUGUUUAAAUUGUUUUGAAACUAUGUAUGCUGAAUAUUGUGAUACAUGUGGUGAACGUAUUGAAACUGAUCAAGCACAAAUGGCACAUGAAUCUCAACAUUGGCAUGCUACAGAUGCCUGUUUUUAUUGUUAUACAUGUCGUGUACCACUUCUAAAUCGUGCAUUUUUUCCUCGUUAUGGUGCACUUUUUUGUUCAAAUGAAUGUGCAUUACAACGUAAUAAUCGUUUUAAUCAUACAAAAUUAAUUCAACAACAAAAAUAUGAUAAAAGUCCAGAUUUAAUACCUACAAGUCAUAAACAUACGAAUCAACAUGUAAGAAUUGUUCCAGGACGUUCAAAACAUUUCGUUCCACCUCCACCACCUCCCAUACUACAACAACAACCACAACCACAAUUGUCAAAUUUUCGUUCUCUAUCUAGUCGACCAAAGGAACAAGCUGGUUAUAUCUCUGAUGGAGCUAAUGUUAGUAAAUAUAAUAAACGUGAUUUUAAUAAUGGUUAUCUAUCUGAUGGAAAUGGUGCACGUAGAUAUAAAAAUAAUUGUCAACAAAAUGAACCAAAAUUAGAUCAUAAUAAAGAUAAACCACAAGUAUUUUUACAAAUUCAAUCAUCCCCUGAAUCAAUAUUAAAAAAUCGCCAUCAAAAAAUGUAUGUAUCAAGAAGUCGUUCACGUGAACCAAUACAACUUUAUACUGAUUUAAAUCUUGAACAACUUGAUCGUCAUGGUGCAACACUUGAAAUUGCUCGUUGUUCAACAGCAAAAACGUCACGUUCAUCACUACCUGAUUUAAGUACGAAAUUAUCACGAAUAAAUUCAAAUAAACCGAAUUAUUCAAUUAUAUCUCAAGAGACAUCCAUUGAUUGUGAACAACCAAGAAAUCGUUAUAAAAAUCUUGAUUCAAAUGAUGUAAUGUAUCCAAUAUCACGACCGAAAUCAGUUGCAUAUCCAACAAAUUCAACACAAUUUCCGCGUUCACGUUCAUUAAAUGGUUCAGGACGGUUUACAAAACAACAUCAUGUUCGUUUUGUUGAUGAUGAAAAAGAGACAAGUCAUAAACAUUCACCACUACCUACUUAUCGAUCAAAUAAAACACGUUUAUCCUCAUCAUCAUCGUCAUCAUCUUCAGAUUCUGAUGAGGAUGAUGAAGAUCUUGAUUCUAUUUAUCGUCAAUAUGAUAUUCAUGGUAAUCGAUUAAAGAGACCAACUAAUUUUGGAACAAAAAUAAGUUAUGUUGAUGAACAUGGACAUGGAAAAAAAUCCUUUAAUUCAACAUUAACGAAAAAAACAGAAAUAUUAAAUAAAAAAGAUAAAAAAACGAAUGGAGGAGGAGGACGAAAAAGAAAAGAUUGUAUUAUUAGUUAA